AUGGACGUGGAAGAUAAUACUCCGGAGUCGACGGGUAUAUGGGCGGAGGCGGUGUCUAAGUUCAUGAGGACCACGCGCUUCGUUCUUAACGACGAGAAUUGCACUCUAUAUCAAGGGCUGGGCGACUGCACCGAGUUUCAAGGCACCGCCGACGCUCUGAUCGAUACGUUGCAAACACUAGUUGACUUCCCGUUUCGACCUAACGAAUGGAUGCCUUCCGUCAUAAGGCGCGAAAUCGGCUUUCCGAUAAUUCAACUUGUGCGGAUUGUACUAGAAAAGGAGAUUGGCAACGGCAAAGACGUGCUCAUGGCCAUCGGGGGUUUCUUAACGCAGGUCGUCGCUUCGCAAUGGUAUUGCCGCCGUAGUAGGCUUGUAACCAAACUACUAAUUCACAUGAGCGAAUGUCUUGCACGUCCGGGCGUGCAGACGGGGUCGCCUGUACUGGAACUGGCUAUGGAGCCGUUCGUGGAUUUGCUAGAUGUUCUAGCUAUAGCUACGAUUAUGGUGCGUGAGAACCAAUAUGAAGAGUUUGCCGAGGCGCUAUUAUCAGUAAUGGAAGAGUAG
Messenger RNA from Peniophora sp. CBMAI 1063, 564 nucleotides. The record is from the annotation of a GenBank genome assembly. Lineage: Eukaryota; Fungi; Basidiomycota; Agaricomycetes; Russulales; Peniophoraceae.